AUGACGAAAGACGCUUUGGUCUGGUUCUCCAAUUUACCCGCCGAGUCGAUCGACAAUUUCGACGACCUAACUAAUGCUUUCCUAAAGCAUUAUUCUAUGCAAAUGACCCGAGUCACCCGGAACAUGUUCACCAUGACGCAAGUCCAAGGAAAAUCCUUGCGAGAGUUCAUGGGGAAGUUCAAGAAAGCAGCCCGUGACGUCGGAGACAUGCCAGAUAGCGUUCCGCUGGAGACGCUCCGCAAUGGCCUCUGGUACGAUUCUAAGUUCAAAGAGGACUUAUCGCUGAGACCCCCACAACUUUGA
Microthlaspi erraticum is the source of this 303-nucleotide messenger RNA. The record is from the annotation of a GenBank genome assembly. Lineage: Eukaryota; Viridiplantae; Streptophyta; Magnoliopsida; Brassicales; Brassicaceae.